CUCUUAGAGUCUGAGUUGAAACUGCAAGCUGAAAAUGUUUUUUUCCCCAGAUGAGGAAGGAGACAUGAUUGCAUUCUCCAGUGAUGAAGAGCUCAUGAUGGCUUUGUCCUUCCUUAAGGAGGGGACCUUUUACAUCUACAUCAAAGAAAAGAAGGAGUGCAGACAUGGCCAGGAGAAAGCUGGGGCAAUUCACCCAAACGUUGUCUGUGAUGCCUGCAAUGGCCCUGUGAUUGGACCUCGCUACAAGUGCACUGUCUGCCCUGACUAUGAUCUGUGUGGUGGCUGCAAGGGGAAAGGAUUCCACAAUGAACAUGAGAUGCUGCUCCUGCAGACUCCUCAAUUCUUCCAUCCAUUCGAGCGGUUUCCCCGAGGGAUGUGGCACCACAAGAGAAAUGGAGGUCUGUGUCACUGGGCCAUGGCACAACAAGAAUCCUUUGCUCAGGCUGCAGCUUGCUCUGGUAGACAGCAGUCAGCAGCUGCAAAGACUACUCCAACUGAACAAGCUACAGGUUCUGGGAGUCAGAAACAGGAUAAGAAUGUGGCCUAUCUGAAGAAUGUGGGACGGAAUGUAGCUGCAAUGCUCAGCCCUUUGGGUAUUGAUGUUGAUAUUGACGUGGAGCACAGGGGCCAACGCUUUAAAGCUACUGAGUGUCCAAUGGAGAGUCAGCCCAGCUCUACAGGUAACAGUGUGCAUUCUGGUCCACCAUCUGCUGACAAGACCAAGACCAGAACAACUCCCAGCUCCAAUCAGGAGCAGAAUGAGACUGUGUUCAUGGAUGUGAACCAGACUGCCACAAAUCAGGGUUCCUUUGAGACGUUCACCCCUAACCAUGUGCAUUCCAAGACACCCAGUGUUGAUAGUAAUAUUGAUGAGGAAUGGACUCAUCUGUCAGACAAAGGGGUCGAUCCAUCAACUGGUGAACUGCAGUCAAUGGAGCAACUUCGUUUGCAGGAUCAUGAGGAAGGGCAGCCCUUAAUCCAGCAACAAAAUUUAACUUCCUGUGACUUGGGACCUACUGGAUUGAGAGAAGCAGCUCUGUACCCUCAUCUUCCACAGGAUGCAGAACCAUGCCUGAUAGAAGCCCUUUCACAAAUGCUGUCCAUGGGAUUUCAUGAUGAGGGAGGAUGGUUGACUCGGCUCUUGCAGACCAAGCAGUGUGACAUUGGAGCAGCGCUGGAUGCUAUGCAACCUGCAAAGGGGCCAGUUUGCCAAUAAAUCACUUUGAAGCAGAAAAAAAAUCAAUCAGCAACAUUUUUCUCUUUACAAUGUUAUUGGAUUGCUGCUUUUCUCAAUGAAUUAUUAUCCCAUUUAAUUGCACCUUCUGUACAAUUCUACUUUUAGAAUGCUUUAUAAGGGCUGAGUAGGUUCUUGGUGGCUGCUAUUUUAUUUCACACCUAUAUUUUCCCAGGAUUGGGAAAGAAUUCCAGCAACUUAGUUUUGGUAGCUCAUUUUUCUGUAAGUUACUUUUAGCCCCCUGUUGGUUUAUAAAAUCCUCCACACAUGAAUUAAACUUGGAGUAUGGGUUCUUCACUGCAUAUUUUUUUAAAUAUACUGUAUUUGUGUUUGAUCAAAGACUGGGUCCAUUUCUCUUUGAACUUGGGGAUGUAUGCAAUAGAAGCAACAUACUUUGACGAAUUGAUGAAAGUUGCUAUGACAGUCUUAGUUACAUCCUAAACUAUCAAUCAAGCAUAGGUACAACAGCUGAAUUUAUUUUUGAAAAACACAAAACAUUGAUACUUGUGAAUGUGUAGUUGGGACCAAAAAAUAUUCUAGUGCUCAUGGAGGAAAGUGAGAAUGGACAGUUAAUUGCUUCAUUAAUAAUUUCAAAAGUACUUCCUAGAAAACUAUGGCCACAGUUUACUGAGUUUCCCCCAUUACACUCAACACAGCAAGUAUGAAGCUGUAAUGUGGUGAAACACAAUUGGCUACAAUAUCAACAAGAUAUGACACUGCAGUCUCAAUAGGGACUGAACACCAGAUGUUAAAAGGGGGUAACCACAAAACAUGGUUCCAUCACAACUGCCAUAAAUUCAACUGCCUGGGCUGUAAGCCUUCUGAUCUCCAUUGGUCAACAAUAAUGUGGGGAAGUAGUUUAAAAUUUCUGGGUGCAGUCAAAGGAAUUAUUAUCAGGCCAAAUACAAUCUUUUGAAGAGAAUUAGCACUAGAUGAAAUUAGAGAUACUGACAUUUUAUCCAAGUAUUGUCAGUGAAAGUAUGUUGACUUAAAUUUGAAUUUUUAAAUACUGAACUUUUAUUUUUCUUGACUUCUCUCUCCUCCCCCACUUGCACCAUGUGAUUUGUGUUGUAUAAGCUCUGUUUGGUUUCAGAAUAUCUCAGCCCCCCAAGUAGAAAGCACUUUAAAAUGUUAUAACUGAGCAUUAGAAAUUUAAUCUGUACUUUGUUAUUCUCUGCAAUAAAAACUGCAUUUUAAAAUGCA
This is a messenger RNA of Chiloscyllium plagiosum (whitespotted bambooshark), 2437 nucleotides long. Lineage: Eukaryota; Metazoa; Chordata; Chondrichthyes; Orectolobiformes; Hemiscylliidae. The record is from RefSeq and is a predicted model, not a curated record.